Molecule: messenger RNA, 1057 nt
Organism: Triplophysa rosa
Lineage: Eukaryota; Metazoa; Chordata; Actinopteri; Cypriniformes; Nemacheilidae
Gene: hspb9l
Product: heat shock protein, alpha-crystallin-related, b9-like
Exons: 1
Coding region: 69-737 (222 amino acids)
Biological process (GO): response to heat; protein refolding
Molecular function (GO): protein folding chaperone
Source: RefSeq, a predicted model, not a curated record
UGACUGGGACAGAAGCACAGAAGAGACAGUCGACCAGCUCAACACAGCACUGCAAAGAACAACAGAAGAUGCUUUGUCCGAGCAAAUUUCAGCCUCAUCUCAGCCCAUUCAUGAUGGACUUCCACUGGCCAGUGCGCAGUCUGUGGCCAGAGACGAGACCUCUGUUCUUUCAGAUUGAACAAGAAAUGAUGAGACACAUGCAAGAAAUGAGGCAAAAUCUGGAAUUCAUGGAACGUUUGCAUCAAAGGAUUUUUGACCAGAUCGACCAUGUUCCACCCAUGACGUCUUUCAAACCAAUCUCAUUCAAGCUUGGAAAGGAAGGAGACCGCUACGCACUGACAUUAGAUACUACAGAUUUCUCUCCAGAGGACCUGUCGGUCAAACAAGUGGGCAGGAAGUUACGAGUCAGCGGCAAAACAGAGAAAAAGCAGGAUGAUGGGAAAGGAUCGUACUCAUAUAGAUGCCAAGAAUUCAGACAGGAGUUUGACCUUCCUGGAGGUGUCAGUGCUGAUGCAGUCACCUGUUCUUUACAAAAUGGCCAGCUGCAGAUCCAAGCACCAAAGGAAACUUCAGUCGUGAGUGAUGAGAGAGUGAUUCCCAUUACACGCGCUCCUGCUGUGAAGAGUACUUCUCAGACUCCUGUUCUUCAAAGUCCCGCUUGUCAGAGUCCUGUUCCUCCUCAGAGUCCUGCUCCUCCUCAGAGUCCUGUUCCUCAGCCUGAGAGCCACACUGAAUAGACUCUUGAGUCUACAAUAAAACUAAUGUUAUUCUCUAUGAAUACUGUCAGACACUGCGGAACAAAUAACUCCAUGGAAAUCUCUUUCGGACUUUAUUAACUUUUUUUAAUCAUUGGCAUUUUGUAGCAUUUUACUACUAUUAUGGUGAUUGUAUUAACAUAGAAAUGCAUUAACAUUCACAAGAAUAAUAGUGAAAUACUUCAGCUCAGUUCCUUUGUAAGUACUUCAAUAUUUAAUUUUGUCAAAGUGCAAUGAAAUGUUCUUGUCUAAAUGUUAUUUUGUGUACACCCAAUAAAAUUAAAGUCAUGUUUGAAUGCUGA